CACCUCACACUUUUCCCUUCUAUAUAAACCCUUUCAACACAAUCAUUAUUUUCCUUCCCAAAACGCACUCACAUCGUGUCGUUUACUUUGAGAGAGCACUGCGCAGGCGAUUUCUGUGGUUUCGGAAAGUUCGACUCGUCGUUUUUGUCUCUUGCGGUUCAUAAGAUGUCUUACUCGAGGAGAUCAAGGUAUUCUCCUUCUCCUUCCCCAUCCCCAUACAAGGGGUACAGCAGGUACAGCAGGUCCUUAUCCAGGUCUCUUUCAAGGUCAAGAUCAAGAUCGAGAAGCCAUUCAAGGAGCGUCUCAAGUGAUGCAGAAAAUCCUGGAAAUAACUUGUAUGUGACUGGAUUAUCUCCUAGGAUCACCAAGAGAGAACUGGAGAAGCAUUUUGCAGCUGAAGGAACGGUCAUAGAUGUACAUCUUGUAGUUGAUCCGUGGACAAGAGAAUCACGUGGGUUUGGCUUUGUGACAAUGGCAAAUCUUGAGGAUGCUGAUCGGUGUGUGAAAUAUUUAAACCGCUCUGUACUUGAAGGGCGUGUAAUCACAGUGGAGAAGGCCAGAAGGCGACGUGGCCGAACCCCAACGCCUGGAAGAUAUCUCGGGCUAAGGACUAUUCGAGCACGCCGUCGCUCACGCUCCCCAAGCUACUCUUCUAGGCGCUCUCCUAGCUAUUCCCCCUACCGAAGAAGCUAUAGUCGUUCGCCAUAUUCUCCGGAUCGUAGUAGGAGUCCCUCUUAUUCUCCUGACUAUCGCCGUAGAAGGUCUUACUCUCCUGACUACCGGCGAAGGAGGUCUUACUCUCCAUAUUACUACAGUCGCCGCAGGUCCCCAUAUUCUCCAUAUUAUAGUCGUCGCAGGUCGUAUUCGCGAUAUGAUCGUUACGAGCGGCGGAGGUCAUAUUCGCGGUCUCAAUCCCCAUACAGCAGGUCACCUGUCAGUUAUCGUGACAGAUCAUACUCUCCCUAUGACUCAAGGUAUGACUCGCCUGAUGAUCGCUAUUACAGAAGGCACCACAACAGGUCAGUUUCUCCAAGUGUCUCCCCUCCCCCAAGGCGAAGGUCGAGGAGAAGCUACUCGCGGAGUGUCACUCCUGUUCGAAUGAGGAGCUGCUCUCGAAGCAUCUCUCCCCGACGCAGCAGGAGGAGCUACUCACGAAGUGUUUCUCCACCAAGGAAAAGUUCUGGGAGGAGCCAUUCAAGAAGCUCUAAAAGGAGUGGUGGUUAUUCCAAACGUAGUAGGAGCCCAAGUCCAAGUGUGAGUGCAAGUUCAAGAUCAUUUUCAAGGUCCAACACUCCUGGAUCUGCUUCUCCUUCAACUUAGAUAUAUCAUACAGCCUAGAUCAACUUAAUAUGUUAGGGAAGAAUAUCAUAGAUAUGUAGUUCUAGAAUGAGGCUUUUGUUGUUGGUUAUGUUCGUGAUUUGUGUGACAUUUGAAGAUGCUCAUAUUAUGUGGAUUUUCACGUGUAGUGAGUGCUGAAGA
Molecule: messenger RNA, 1479 nt
Organism: Arachis duranensis
Lineage: Eukaryota; Viridiplantae; Streptophyta; Magnoliopsida; Fabales; Fabaceae
Product: serine/arginine-rich splicing factor SR45a
Exons: 7
Coding region: 166-1320 (384 amino acids)
Biological process (GO): positive regulation of mRNA splicing, via spliceosome
Cellular component (GO): spliceosomal complex
Molecular function (GO): RNA binding
Source: RefSeq, a predicted model, not a curated record